Molecule: messenger RNA, 1584 nt
Organism: Blepharisma stoltei
Lineage: Eukaryota; Ciliophora; Heterotrichea; Heterotrichida; Blepharismidae
Source: the annotation of a GenBank genome assembly
AUGGGAUCUUGUAAAUCAAAGCAAAGAUAUAGCAUAAGCUUUUCCAGAAGCAGCACCAGAAAACUCACACAAACCACCCUUAUAUAUGAGAGGCAAAACACAGUGAACACCACAAUUGUACCACUAGCAACAACAAAUAAGCCUAACCGAAGGCUUCUGUUAGACUAUUACGCUAAUGAAAGCACGAAAAUGCCGGAUGAGAUUAAAAAAUAUUAUGAAGCGAUUUUUGCCCAAGAAGAACUUGAAGUUCCUGACAUUGACCUUGAACAUGUUUCGUUUGACUUGAAAUCAAUUUACAACUUUAAGCUGAUUUUGAAUUUUUUUCAAAAUAUCCGUAUUUUAAAUCUUGGCUACACAAAUAUUACAUCUUCAGAUUUAAAGAGGAUAUAUAAACUAUUUUUUUUUGAAUUUUCCGUACUAAAUUAAUUGGAUUUAAUUUAAGAGCAUUUUUAUGUUAUUCAGUUUAGACUGGCAUAAGCCUAUCGAAAGUUUAGGUUUAUUAGAAACUUUAUCGUUGAAAAAUAACAAAAUUGAUCCUUCCGGUGGGGAAUAUUUGUACAAAAUUAUUAAACACCUAUUUAAUUUGAAAAACCUUUAUUUGCACAAUAAUCAGCUUGGAUGCGAAGGGCUUAUUAAAUUUUGUGGAGGAUUACAAAAUCUGAGUAAGCUUGAAAAGCUCACUCUAGAUAAUAAUAACAUUCAAAAUGAGGGAGGAUUUAAGUUGCUUGAAUCAAUAUACUUAUUUUCUUAAAUUUAUCAUAAUGCCUUUAGUUAGUUAUACAAAUUGCCCGAGGAUGGCGCAAUAGCUCCAUCCUCGGGCAAUUUGUAUAUUUUAGUUAAGAGCUAGAUCUUUAAGUUCUCGUCUUCAGAGGUGGCGUUCUGUUCAGCUUUGAAGAAUCCGACUGGUGGCACAAGCUAAUUGGGUAGCUGCAUUUCCCAUUGGGUCAAGACCUUUGCCAGGAAUUGCCAUAUCUAACUCGUCACUUCACCGGCCUAAUUACUCCGCCCGCACAUCACCCCCGGCCGUUCUCGAUCCUUUGAUCAGCAGCCUUUAACUGGAGUGAUCGCCUUAUUUUUCUCUUUUUCCAUGUCAUCACUGAAAAAAUAUUCAAUAGUUUGGGCGAUUAGAGCAGUAGAUAAGUCACCUUGAUCCAUUUUUGGUACGCAUGGAUUCAGCGCUGCUAGCAAAAAGAUGUCGCGAUUAAUUACUCAUAGGCUAGGUAACGCAGGUGCAGCUCCGUGUUUAGAAUCUUGCUUCAAGGUCCCCAGCAUUACUGCCAAAACCAUUCCGAUUUAUAUGGGCAGGAGACAGUCUCUGAUAUCUCAUGCUACUUUAUAUAUAUAUCAUAAAGCCUUUAAUAGCAAUCAUUAUCAGCCUAUAUUUUAUAAAUGACUAUAAGCAAUUUGAAAGAACUAGCUUGUAUUGGUCUCAGUGAAAAUGAGCUAACGUCAGAAAUCGGAAAAACACUUGUAGAAGCUGUAAAAAACUUCCCAAAGCUCACAGUCCUCCGACUUGAGAGCACAAAGCUGCACCCCAAGUAUCUAAUGAUUAUUGAAAAUCAAUUAAAACACACAGUUAAUUAA